Messenger RNA from Ceutorhynchus assimilis (cabbage seed weevil), 3065 nucleotides. Lineage: Eukaryota; Metazoa; Arthropoda; Insecta; Coleoptera; Curculionidae. The record is from the annotation of a GenBank genome assembly.
CUUCCAUAUAUUCUACUCUUCAUAAAUUUGUUUGAAACUGGAAAGAUAUUGACGUCAAAAUUCCAGGAAAUCUGAUUUUAAUUAUUUUUUGUCUUAAAGCCCUCUACAGGGAGUUAUUCAACUUUUAGAACUUUUGGAAGAAACUCUACUUUUGCUAUAGGACAAAAAUUAGAUAAUUUUUGUAUUGACUUGUCAUCAUUUUAUAAUAUGUAGUUUUAUCUGUAUUUUUAUAGAUUACAUACCAAAAACUUGAUUCAGACGAAAGCCUAUGAUUUAUUUGUUGAAAAACUUAUUGAAUACAAUACCAUUGUUUCAACUCUGACUUUAGUGUAUGUACAUCUUAACUCAGUCUAACAUUGCAUUUAUGCAUUUUCAAAUUUCUUGGUAAUUUGGAAAUUCAGAGCAAUUAAUCUGGAUUUAUAAGAUAAUUGUAAAAUUUAUUGACAUUGUUUGUGGGCAUAUAUAUUUACUGAGAAAUAAUAGUUAUUUAUGGCCGUCUAUUAGAAUUUGAACUGAUCAAAAAAUGGAGAAAUUUUGAAUCAUCUUGUUCGUUUUAGCUACAUAAUUUAUUAUUAUACUACGUCAUUUUAUCUUGAUUCACCUAUCUACAACAAAAUAAAAUGAGCAAAUAAAAUUUUCCCAAGUAAACUGAUAAGAAAUUAUCCAUCUGAAAGUGAUGAUGUGAAUAUAAGUAUGAGUAAUACAUCACACUAUAAAAGAAUAUCAAAGCUAACUAGGUACGAUUAUAAUGACUUAAUUCCAUAAAAUAAUAAAAUACUCAUAUUAUUUAUAAUAAGACACAUAAAAAAAUUAGCUUUGGUUAAUUAUCGAAAAUAAGUAUUAAUAUGAUCAAUAAGUGGUACCAGAAUAUUACGCGAUAGAGUUGGAGUGGAGUGAAAAUGUUUAUCUGGCAUAUUUUAAUUUUUUUGUUUGUUGGUUUUUGUGUAGUGUCCGGACAAGAAAUUGAUCUUGAAGAUUUGGCAACAACUUUAGCUCAAACGGAAAUCCCUAUUCGACUCUCAUCAUCUCAACUGACGUUUAACAAAGAUCGAACUCCAAGCGCAAUUUCUAAAAGAAUUAUCGGUGGUACUGAAGCAACAGCUCACGAGUACCCAUUUCAAGCGGCUCUGUAUGUUUACGUGGGAGGCACCAUUUACUUUUGCGGCGGCAGUUUGAUCAACGAAGAAUGGAUUUUGACUGCUGCACAUUGUGUUGAAAAUUCAUCCCACAUAAUAGUAUUCCUAGGCUCACAUGAUUUGGAUCAACCAAAGGAAAACUCUAGAAAAAUUUUCAAUUCAACCAUUUACAUUAUUCAUGAAGGUUGGGACGAAGAUUUAAUACAAAACGACAUUGCUCUGGUAAAAUUGCCCCAAAAUGUUACUUUGGACAAAUACAUUAAUACUGUAUCUAUAGCAGCUGGUAAUGACAAUUUUAGCGGAGAUACUAGCAGGUGUUUAGGCUGGGGAAGAACCAUUUAUGGGUCAUUAUCCAAUGUACUUUUAUAUGUAGACGCACCUGUUAUCACAAAUGCACUAUGUAGUUCAUAUAGAGAGUAUACUGGAAUUAUUGCUGAUCAACAUAUUUGUGCUUCAGGUGUUGGUACUGUAGGUUCCUGUAACGGAGACUCUGGUGGACCUUUACUAAUUAACGGAACUCAAGUAGGAAUAGUUUCUUUCGGCUACACAGAUUGUGCAGCAGGUUAUCCAUCGGUUUAUACCAGAUUAACAGAAUUUUCAGAUUGGUUAACCGAUAAAGUUGAAAAUUUUGAUAUCACUCUUUAUAAUAAUAGUUUUCAAAUACAAUCUAGUUUGAAGAUUUUCAUAGGUAUUAUUUCUAAUGUGUUAUUAGUUAAUUAUUUAUUAUGAAAGGCAAAACGAGAUUAUAAUAUUAAGGUAAAACCAGUUUUUAUUAACAAGCAAUAAAUAAAAUUUGUUUAAAACCUAAUUCACUAUCCCUAAAUACAAUAGCAGCAUUAAAAGAAUGAUCUUGAUAUUAGCCAAAGUCCCAAUACUAGACCGAAACCUUGCAAAAGGUUUGAAUUUUCUUUAAAAAAGCUUUGAUUAGGAAUUUCCUCAGUAUUAGCCCCAGUAUAAACAGUACCCUUGCCAUUAUAACUAACAUGACUUGAAAUAUUAUUCUUUUGGAUAUUAUGUUCUAAGGCAGUAAAUUUAUCCAUAAUAACUUUACUAAAAUGCCCAAUUUCUUUUUUAUUAUUUGAAAUUUCUUCCAUUAGUUUUUUAUUUGAAUCAAUUAUUUGUGCAACAAAUAUCAUAUCAUUUGGCUUACUAAUGUUUUGCAAUCUAUCAUCAAUUAUUUGUUUCAAUUGCUCCUUCCUAAGUGUAGAAUAAACGAAUGCCAAUAAUGAACCUGCUAUACUUAAAACAAUACCAAAAUACUUUGUGUACUCCAUUUGGGCUCUUUGUUUUUCAUGUGAGUCCCUUAUUGAAUCAGUGAAGGCGGUAAAGAGUUCCCUUUCAGUUUGAUCAUAGUCUUGGAAUGUAUUAGAAAUGGAUUUUUCCAAUCUCAUCACUUCUGUUUCUUCUUUCAUCAAAUCUAAAAAUUUUCCCAAAUCCUCUUGCCUUUUAACUUUGUGAAUUUCAUCUUGUAGUUCCAUUGAUUUUUGUCUAACGUUUGAUAAUUGUCUGCCAACUUCUCGUCGUUUUUCUUGUAUAUUUAGCAAUUGAUCCUGGAGUGCAGAUUAAGGGUUUUUUUUUUGUUCAUUUGAUGGUGAAGUUCUUACCUGUAAUGCAUUGACUUUUUCCCUAGCCAAAGUAACCUUAUCCAGGCCUGUGAUUUUCAUGUACCAGUCAUUGAAUUCCGUGAAUUUUUGGCUUAAAAUUCUCACUUGGUUUUCUUUGGCUGCCUGAAUGUGGGGGGCUGCUUCGGCUAUGGUUUUCGAUAUUGAUCUUUUGAGGGCUUCCAACGUGUGAUUGCUGACAAUUUGUCUAAGGGGUAAUGUUAAAUGCAUGGUUUUUAUGGUCCUUAUAGCUCAGCUUAUAGCAUUUUGGUUCAAUUAUUAGAAAAUGAGAAAUUUUUCAUUUUUGAUAAACUUUGGCAUACGCCAU